Molecule: messenger RNA, 1870 nt
Organism: Coregonus sp. 'balchen'
Lineage: Eukaryota; Metazoa; Chordata; Actinopteri; Salmoniformes; Salmonidae
Source: the annotation of a GenBank genome assembly
AGAAUAACGGUUGUUGACACUUUUCUACUACUAAGUGGUGGACUUUUAUUUUGAACAUGUCCGGAAUUCUGUGACCCGGAAGUGCUUUUUUAGUGUUGCUGAAGAGACGCGUAUGACGCUGAUCUUAUUUUGAACGAUUCAUGGCUUAAUACAUUUUAUACACAGCGAUUAGCUACAAUUAAACCACAGAGAUACUUACACACGAUCACAAUGAACUACAUGCCAGGGACCGCGAGUCUCAUCGACGAUAUAGACAGUAAGUAGGGAUAGAGAAUGUUAGGAUGAGUUGAGGCAGCAGUGUGAGUGUGAGCAAGUCCGCACUGUUUCCAACGUUCGGAAAACAUUGAUGAUGAUCAUGAUUAGCAGAUACAGUUACCGUUAUUAUAAAUCCCUUCUUGUAACUAUUUAUUCUUCAGUCGUCAAUCGUCACGGGGCGACCUUGCAACAUUGUAUCCUGAACUCAGUGUUGGGGACAACGAUUGGCUACUUUGUAUCCGUUUGCUGUGGCUGAACUAUAAACAUUCAUUUUUCUCUUGCAGAAAAACAUCUUGUACUUCUUCGUGAUGGAAGAACGCUAAUUGGGUUUCUUAGAAGCAUUGACCAGUUUGGUAUGGCAAAUAAACCACCUAAUAAUCAUAUAGUAGUUUAAACACACUAGCCCACUUGGCAUACUAAGUUAGCUCAAGUUUAGAUCCCUGUACUAUGGAUAUCUUCCAUACAUUGAGAUGGAGUUGAGUUUACUAAGCUACCUACUAUGUAAGCCUUGAAAUAAUGUAACAUAUUCAAAAGUAGCUACAUUCAGGCAAUCAAAGGGGAAAUUAUAUCAACUUCACUAUCUCUUAACCUCUCUUUCAGCCAACCUAGUUUUCCAUCAAACAGUCGAGCGCAUCCAUGUGGGCAAGAAGUUUGGGGACAUCCCCAGAGGAAUCUUCAUUGUGAGAGGAGAGAAUGUUGUUUUGCUUGGUGAAAUAGUAAGUGUUCAUCCAUGCCACCCUCUUGUUCUUUAUCAGUAAUUGUUUAGCCUUCCUCGUAGAGUAGGUCUACACAUAGUAAUGUGUUUGUGUUCAAGUAGCCUGUUGAUUAGACCCGUUACUUGAGUGUAUAGCAGUUUUCCAAUAUGCUCACAUGAUUAAUUUUGCCUUAAACUUUAGUUGUCACCUACUUAGCGUGGUUCACACACAGUUGAUGAUAAUCAGUUGCUGGGGUUUACAAGUGUGUGCCACUGCGAUUGUUCUCCAGCAGGAUAUGCGUGACAUGUAGGUUUACAGUAUGUUUAAUAUGGUGUUCCCCUCUUUAGGACAUGGAUAAGCCAUGUGACACAGUCUUGCAGCAGGUUUCUAUAGAGGAGAUCCUAGAGGAGCAGCGAUUGCAACAGCAAGCCAAGCAGGAGACAGAGAAAGCCAAGGUGACCGCACUGAAGGACAGAGGCCUAUCCAUCCCCAAGGCAGAUAAUCUUGAUGAAUACUGAAGGCACUUCUGUUCUAUUUUCCUCUGUUAUACUAGACUCCCCAGUUAUUUUGGAGAUGGGGAGAAGAAUGUGUGUUUUGUAGAUGACGCAGCGUCACACUAAAUACUGUACUGAUUUCAUUUUGAUAAUGGCUCAUUGGUUAGAAAGCAAGCAAUGAUUUAAGUGAUGCAUUUUUGUUAUCUUUGAUGGCUGGCGUAAUGCAGGAAUUGAGGGUAGACCACACACACUAGAUUGUCUGCAAGACUACAUUUGAUGCGAUAAAUCAAUUGAAUACGAUUUUCAUACCACAGCACUUAAAACUUUGUCAAUAGUACAUAAUGAUGGACUCUUUAUGUUUGUGUAAACGGACCAUAACUGUAAUGGUAAGAUUUGUUUUCCAAUAAAGUGUGUUUUAUUUUAAUA